Messenger RNA from Diaporthe amygdali, 1791 nucleotides. RefSeq lists its product as uncharacterized. The transcript has 2 exons. The record is from RefSeq and is a predicted model, not a curated record. Gene Ontology annotation, molecular function: oxidoreductase activity, acting on CH-OH group of donors; flavin adenine dinucleotide binding. Bases 1 to 1791 code for a protein of 596 amino acids. Lineage: Eukaryota; Fungi; Ascomycota; Sordariomycetes; Diaporthales; Diaporthaceae.
AUGGCGUCAUUCGAUAUCAUUAUCGUGGGCGGUGGCACGGCUGGCUGUGUCUUGGCCUCUCGACUGUCAUCCUUCAGUCACUUAGACAUUCUUCUCAUUGAAGCUGGUCCGGAUAAUAAUGCAGACCCUAAAGUAUCCACACCGCUUAUCAGUCGCCGCAUGUUCAACGACCCGAAGUAUGAUUGGAACUUUCAGACAAUCCCGCAAGUCGGGCUCAGUGGCCGUGUCAUUCAGCAGACCCGGGGGCGAAUGAUCGGUGGAAGCAGCGCGAUCAACUCCCACAGUCUAGUGUAUCCCAACAGGGCGAUGCAUGAGGCGUGGGCUGAGAUCGCAGGAGACGAGCGCUGGUCUUGGGAACGGAUGGAGCGCUUUUACAAGAAAUUUCAAACCGUUCAGUCCCAAGAAGUCACCGGAAAGGGUUCCUCGACGGUCGAGCUAGUGACGUGCGGACCGAUCCGAGCGUCGUACCCAAGGCAUAUGAACAUCCUCCAGAGCGCGUGGGAAGACGUCUUUCGCUCAAUUGGUGCCUACUCCGAUCAGGAUGGGGUGUCUGGUCGAGCAAUGGGAGGAUUAACCACUACGAAUGCUAUUGAUGCCCGUGCUAUGAAAGGCGAAAGGAGCCAUUCUGGCAACUCAUUUCUGCAGCCAGCACUGGGGCGAGUGAAUCUCACCGUUGAGACGGAUGCAAUAGUAGAGCGAGUCGUCUUCCAAGAGCAUGGCUCUGGCGAUACAAAAUCAUUACAGGCUAUUGGAGUAACUUAUGAGAAGGGAGGUAUCACAUUAUCUGUCAGGGCAAAUAAGGAGGUCAUCCUGUGCGCAGGAGCCUUCGGAAGUCCACAGAUACUGGAGCUCUCUGGCAUUGGAAGUAAAGGCAUUCUUGAGAAUGCGGGCGUCCAAUGCUUGGUCGACCUUCCAGGAGUAGGCGAGAAUCUACAGGAUCACCUCAACUACGGGCCAAGCAUUGAAGUCAACCCUGACAUCGAGACAAUAGAGGUGGCCGCCAGGGAUCCAGCAGUGCGGGAAGUGCAAAGGGAGGAAUAUGAGGAGUAUCGAACAGGUCCUCUCUCAGAAGGAGCCGCCUACAGCUUUGCUUACUGGCCGCUUCAGCUCUUCGACACGACAGCCGACGAAGCAGACCUGCAGCGGCUCUUGGACGAGUAUCGCGCGGCGGAUGAUCCAAAGUCUCAAUUACAUCACGAAUUCGUCAGAAGAAUGAUCCUGGAUCCGCAAGAAGCGAGCGCGACGGUGUUCAUGACACGAAAGCAGAGAUAUACCGCAGCGGGAAGCGAGGCCCCAGGCAACUACAUGACAGUCGUGGCCAUGUUGUCACAUCCGUUCAGCCGUGGAUCCUCGCACAUUCGUGUUGCAAACCCGCACGAAGCUCCAAUUAUCGACUGUAAUUAUCUCUCACAUCCACUAGAUGCCGAGAUACUUGCUCGCCACGCUGUUCAGCUCGAACGACUCCUUGAGCAGCCCACGUACACGCCCAUACUCAACCCGAGCGGCAACCGUCUGCCGGCAGAGUUUAAUUACGCCCUAAGGACACCGGAGGAAGCAAAAGAAGCAAUCAAGAAAUAUGGAGCGACGAACUAUCAUCCGUGUGGAACUUGUGCGAUGGCGAGGGCCGAGCUCGGAGGCGUCGUAGAUGGAGAGCUUCGAGUGAGCGGAAUAAGCAAUCUGCGGGUUUGUGACGCCAGCAUUUUCCCUAUCAUACCCAGGGGCAAUAUUUUGAGCACGGUUUACGCAGUCGCCGAAAGUGGCGCAGAGAUGAUUGGCGCUUUGUACUCGUAA